UCUUUCUCUGCCUCUUUUGCCUGUUUGGUCUGAUCCGUCCCAAUCUUGGUUCAAUGUCCGGAACCUAGCCUCCCACCCUUCGACCCGUGUAACACUUGUCCCUUGCCCUUUCCUCGAAGACCCCUUUUGUCUCUCAACCAAAAGCCGGGAGAGAGGAAUAGCGUCGAUAAAACUUUUACUUCAGCCGUUUUUGUGCUGUUGCAGGAAAGAUCUAGGGCUUUUCACAUUGCCUGGAUAGAUUUGCUCUUCACUUCCAUUUUAUUAUCUUAAUUUGCACUGGCCGGCUGCUUGAUCCAUCCAGAUUUGAUCAUCAAUAAGACAAUAAUUAUCUCCUUGCGCAAUAUUUUAAGGGUUAUCAUCACGUAGCGGUAAAUGUAAAUGGAUGGCGGUGUGCUUUCCCCAUCUUUUGGAAGACGACCAAUGUGUAUGGUUAAUUUGGUAGAGGGAAGCGCUGGAACUCUCUCCAACUAUUGGUUUUUUUCGUUUAUAUUAGAUGACUUUGGAGGCCAACAUACUUUAAACAUUAGCAAUUCCUGAUAUUUUCGCACAGAUUUAGCACUUUUCUCCCUUUUCUUUCCGGUGUAACUUACAAAUGAGGUGCUCUCAUUUUCUGGCGUCAAGCACCGUCCUCUUCUGCAUGAUGUUCCAAAAAUUGACGCUGGCAACUUUUGUGUUAGAAUUGUUGUUGCCGAGUUACCAGGCUUUCUGUCUGCUGAUCUGAGGAAGAACGCAGGCAAUUUUAGGCUCACAUUUUAUGAUGACGAGCUGUAGCUUGGGCUGCCUAUUCAUUUGGCUUAAGUUCAAAUUUCGACUUAGUCAACUAGAGGGCUUAGGUUCAACCUUCAAAAUGUAGAUAUGAUUUUUUUCUCUUUCUUCAUUUUUAUGAUUUGAUGUGGUAAACAAUGCAUAAUCGCAUUGCCACUACUAACUGCUUCUUCUCCACUGUUCUUUCAUUUCAUUUUAUAUCAGGUUUGAUUGGUUUGCAGAAAACUUGUAUUCUUUUGUGAAGUGUAUGUGGCAUAAAGGCAUGGAUAGAACUUCUAGAAGGACACAAGACAGGGAAAUUAACGAUGAUUAUCACUAACUGGAGACUGGAUGAUGUAUCAUGUGCCUGCCCGGUAUUAUAUAGCUUCAUUUGCAUAGGGUAAGUCAUGUCUGUGCUCCCUCUUUCAGAGGUUCAGUCCACUGGAGAACCUAACAUUGGAACAAAGGCAGUGGAAAACAGUCUCGGGAAGGCAAGUCUAUUGCCAGAAGGUUUCUCGAGACAACAAAAAAGGGAGAAACCCUCGCAUGCUAUCAUUGCUAUAGAUGUCACUCCUAUGGAAAUUUGUUCUGCUCAACAAUCCCCUAUUACUGAAUUUAAUGAGUUUAAAGAAAGGAAUUUUGGAAAUGGUAGGUUACGGGUGCUUGCUUCUGAUUCUUGUAGGCCUUCAGGUGAACUUCCAAAUGGGAUUCAUGUUAUUCAUGAGUUAUUGCCAAAAACAGCACCUCUCCAAUCUUUGCAAGGAAACAAAGAAUUGAGAAGCGAACAAGAAGGGGAUGCUAGUGUCUUGACCUGUGAUUCCUUUAAUUUGGAAAGAGAUAAUUUCUUGUCAAAUGGUUUUUUAAAUAUGGAUAAUUCUUUCCCCCUAAAAGAAAAUUAUGCUUGGAUGGCAUCAGACGUCUCAGAAACAGGGAGUUGUGUUUUUUGUUUGAGUCUAAGAAUGGUAAAAGAGGUAGAUAUGGGGGAGGAAGGGGAAAACUAGAAUCUGAAACCAGUUUAUCUGAUCCUGGAAAGGAUGUGAUUGUUCCUGAGGAUGGUGAGAGCAAUGACAUUAGUAAAAACAAAGGAAUUAUGACUGCAGUUUCUAAUGAUAAUUUUCUGAGUGAUAAUUCGUACUCUCAUUCUGAAGAUAAUGGGUUUCCCACAAAAACUACAUGUACAUCAGGUUUUGAAGAAGGCAAUUUUACUGCUGUGGGUAGAAAUUGUAAUAGUCAGAAGAUUGAAGAAAAUGUUCAUGAGGGUGAACCCAAAACUGUGGGCAAUGUAUGCCUAGAUGAACGUCAAACUCUGCCACUUUGGGUAAAGUGGAGAGGAAAGUGGCAAACAGGAUUUAGAUGCCCUACGAUUGACUGCCCAUUGUCAACUUUGAGGGCUAAACCUACUCAUGAACGAAAGAAAUAUGUUUCAAUUUUUUUCCCUCGAACACGGACAUAUUCAUGGGUAGAUAUGCUGCUUGUAUGUCCAAUUGAGGAGUUUCCAGAACCGCUUGCUUAUGGAACACAUCGGAAAUGGAGAAAAUUAGUCAAGGACAUGAGCACCCCACGCCGAUUUAUCAUGCAAAAGCUUGCUGUCGCAAUGCUAAAUAUCAGUGACCAGUUACAUACAGAGGCGGUGAUUGAGGAUGCUCGUAGGGCUAUAGCAUGGAAGGAAUUUGCUAUGGAAGCCUCACGCUGCAGAGCCUAUCCUAGCCUUGGGCAAAUGCUUUUAAAGCUUCAAAAAAUGAUACUUCCACAAUAUAUUAGUAAAGAUUGGCUGGAAAAUUCUUUUGAUGGCUGGGUGCAGAGAUGUCGCAUUGCUCCUAGUGCAGAAUCCAUUGAAAAUCUAACUGAGGAAAUAGUGGAGUCUGUUCUAUGGAGUAAGGUGGAUGAGCUUUGGAAUGCACCUGUGCAGCCUGAGUUAGGUCCUGAAUGGAAAACAUGGAAACAAGAAGCAAUGAAAUGGUUUUUUGCUUCACAUGUACGAGCUAGUGUUCAGGAUUUUGAACAUAAUACUUCUGAAUUUCUAGUAAAGGAGGAACCACAAACUAGUCGAAAACGUGUAAAGCUUGAAAUUCGCCGGCCAGAAACCUCUGCUUAUAAAUUAGAAGUCCCUGAUUGUGAAAGGCAAUCUCACAUAAAACGCCCGGAUUAUAAUUGUGGACAUGAAAUUUCUGAAAACGUUUCUGAAUUGCCUUUAAACUGUGAACCUAAUAAAAUGGUGGCACUACCUGCAAUAGAUGCAGUAACAGGUUCUGGCUACAUGGUUGAUGGAGGGAAUGAGUCUGCAAUUAAAGGCAGAGGUGCAGGCUGUCAAAGUACGGUUAGCACAUCUACAGACGGAGCAUGUUGCAAGGAAUUAAUGCUUCAUGCCCUUGGUCAAUCUGACUCCUCAAAUAGGUAUCGACAAUGCCUAGCUUUCAUAGAAGCUAAGGGAAGGCAAUGUGGAAGGUGGGCAAAUGAUGGUGAUAUAUACUGCUGUGUGCACUUGACUUUUCAUUCUGCUAGAAAGUACCCUCAUAUUGAUCAAAUGUUUCCUGUUGAAGCUCCAAUGUGCCAGGGUACUACUACACGUGGUAAUAAAUGUAAACAUAGAGCUCGAUACAACUCAACAUUCUGCAAGAAACAUUGGUUUCAGGGAAAUCAGUCCUCAGUUGCAGCCGAUUCUCUUUUGUUAGCAACUGAUGAAAUGUACCAAAGGAAGCAACGAGAAGGGCAAGUUCCAGAAAAUCUCUCUAGCUCAAAUGCAAUUAGUGGCCCUGAACUGAGUUUGGUAAGAGAAGCUGCAAGUUCCGCAGAGGAAAACCUGAUUCCCAUCAUGAUAGAAGAAAGCUUGGAUGAAAGAAACUGCUUAAUGAAACAAUCAGAACUUUGUGACGCACUGCCUAUUGGUAUAGGAAUUUGUUCAGAGAUUCAACACUGUGUUGGACAUUAUAGCCACAGCAAUGUUGGCCAGUGCCAAGAAUUUCCGAGGAGGCACACUAUGUACUGUGAGAAGCACCUUCCUAGAUUUCUUAAGCGUGCAAGGAAUGGUAAAAGUCGGCUAAUAUCUAAAGAUAUUUUUAUUAAUCUUGUCAAAAAUUGCUCCUCAUGGAAACAAAAGUUGUGUCUUCAUCAAGCUUGUGAACUUCUUUAUGGAUUCUUGAAAAAUGGCUUAUCCUCUCAAAAGUUUGUUUCAAGGGGUGACAAUUUGAAAUGGAUAUUAGCUGAGGCCUCUAAAGAUGUAAAUGUUGGAGACUACUUACUUAAGGUGGUUACCUGUGAAAGAGAAAAAAUUAUGGGGCUGUGGGGUCUUAAUUGUGAUUUAGAUAAGCAUGCCUUCUCUAAAGAAAUCAACUCCUUACUUACAAUGAACCAAAAUUCUCACAUGACUCUGAAAUGCAGUAUAUGUUCUGAAAUGUUUUCUGAUGAUCAUAUGCUUAUUAGACACUGGACUGAAGUCCACAAAAAAGAAGCUCGGAGGUUGUUCAAAGGAUAUGCUUGUGCAGUAUGCAUGAACUUGUUCACUAACCGAAACGUACUAGAGACGCAUGUGAUUGAGAAACAUGGAGUGCAAUUUCUUGAGCAUUCGAUAGUAGUCAGGUGUGUAUCUUGCAACAAACAAUUUGCAAGUCAUGAAAAACUGUGGCAGCAUGUUUUCUCGUUCCAUUUAACUGAAUUAAGGUUACCAGAUUUUAAUCCAAGCAAUUGUGGUCAAUCAGAAGAUAAAGCAGAUCAGGCAAUAAUGGGAACCACAAUUAAGCUAUGUCAAAACAAGAGUGCCUUUGAUAAAGAUGAUUCACAAAAAUAUGUUUGCCGGUUUUGUGGGUUAAAACUUGAUCGCCUUCCAGACCUUGGUCGUCACCAUCAAAUUGCUCAUACUAUACCACACUCUGCUAGCCAUUUCUCAUCGAAGAGAUCUUAUUUUUUCAAACGCAGCAAAUCUAGCCAUUCUCGAUUCUGGAAAAAUGUUGGAUCGGCAUUCAGAUUCAAGAAUCAGAGUAACCGUGCGAUGCUAGAACACUUUCAGUCUUCUAGGUUGGUAUCCCAAGUGAAGCCAAAAUUGUAUAAGCAGCCAUCAGAAGUGGUUGGCUUUGGAGGAUUAUCAGAAUCUAAUUGCUGCAAUGUUGCAGAGACAUUGUUUUCUAUAAUACAAAGAACAAAACAACGACCUAGUAAUAUAGAGAUCCUAUCUUUUGCACGCUCUGCUUGUUGCCGGACCAGUCUUGAUGCUGCGCUAGUUGAGUAUGGAGUAUUGCCUGAGAAUAUUUAUUUAAAAGCUGCAAAACUUUGCAGUGAGCUGAAUAUUCAAGUAGGUUGGCACCAGGAGGGAUUUAUUUGUCCAAGAGGAUGUAAGCCUGUCACAAAACCUUAUUUAUUAGCUCCUCUAAAGUCUCUCCCAUCCAUGGUCAUUGAAACUUCUAAAAUAGAGUCCGUGAAUGAUGCCAAGUGGGAGAUAGAUGAAUGCCACUAUAUUCUAAAUGCAGAGCAUUUUGAUUGGAAACAAAGGCGAGAUUCCAUAGUUCUAUGCAAAGAUGUGAGCUUUGGGAAGGAAACAAUUCCAGUGACUUGUGUGGUAGAUGAGGAUCUAAAGUAUUUGCUUGCAACUGAUGUUAGUGAUGAUUCUUGUACCCAAAAUCCUUGGUUAUCUAUGCCUUGGCUAGGCUAUACGUAUGCCACUGAACGAUUGAUAGAUCCGUCGCUUGGCCUUGAUUCUAAGAGUUCACAACUGGGGUGCGCUUGUCCACAGCAGAAGUGUUAUCCUGAAAGUUGUGAUCAUGUCUACCUCUUUGAUAAUGAUUAUGAUGAUGCUGUUGACAUUCAUGGUAAAUUAAUGCAAGGAAGAUUCCCGUAUGAUGACCAAGGAAGAAUUCUGCUAGAGGAAGGCUACCUUGUUUAUGAGUGCAACUCCAUGUGCAGCUGUGAUAUGACAUGUAAGAAUAGGGUUUUACAGAGAGGAAUUCAAGUAAAGCUGGAAAUUUUUAGAACAGCCAAAAAGGGUUGGGGAGUCAGGGCUGGGGAAGUCAUAUCACGUGGCACAUUUGUGUGUGAAUACAUUGGAGUUCUUACCACAUCAGGAAUGCAUAAAAGAGGCCAAAGCUUUGAGUGCAGCUACCUGUAUGACAUCAAUGCGCAUAUGGAUUCUGCAAGUGGUUUGAGUGAAGGGACGGUACCUUGCUUGAUUAAUGCUACCAGAUAUGGGAAUGUAUCAAGGUUUAUAAACCACAGUUGUUCCCCCAAUCUUGUAAAUUAUCUGGUACUGGUGGAGAGCAUGGAUUGUCAGCUAGCUCACAUUGGUCUCUUUGCAAAGCGUGAUAUUGCUGUGGGUGAAGAAUUAGCUUAUGAUUACCGCCACAACUUGUUACCGGGUGAAGGUCUGCGCUGCCACUGCGAAGCUCCACCUUGCCGAGGCCGUCUAUAUUAGUCCGUCAUCAAUGCACUCUAAAUAGAAGCUAGUUGAUUGAUUGUCUAGGAGCUCCGGCUUCACUUCGUGAAUUCUUAUUUUUUUAUUCUUUGUCAGAGAUUUAAGAUGCUUUCUAUAUGCUUAUCAAAGAAAAAAUUCCUCGGGGAGCUCAUGUUUGCUUUUUGCAGGCUCCUUUUAAAAUGUAGUGACAUUCUUUUGGUUAAUGAUUUUUCUAUAUUGAAUUAGCGGCCAGCCAAAUUAUUCUG
This is a messenger RNA of Phalaenopsis equestris, 6387 nucleotides long. RefSeq names its product histone-lysine N-methyltransferase SUVR5. Lineage: Eukaryota; Viridiplantae; Streptophyta; Magnoliopsida; Asparagales; Orchidaceae. Gene Ontology annotation, molecular function: zinc ion binding; protein binding; histone methyltransferase activity. Gene Ontology annotation, cellular component: nucleus. The coding region runs from base 1835 to 6142 and encodes 1435 amino acids. The record is from RefSeq and is a predicted model, not a curated record. The transcript has 12 exons.